Exserohilum turcica Et28A is the source of this 7410-nucleotide messenger RNA. RefSeq lists its product as uncharacterized. The record is from RefSeq and is a predicted model, not a curated record. Gene Ontology annotation, biological process: autophagosome assembly; autophagy of mitochondrion; piecemeal microautophagy of the nucleus. Gene Ontology annotation, cellular component: phagophore assembly site; extrinsic component of membrane. Bases 321 to 7031 code for a protein of 2236 amino acids. Gene Ontology annotation, molecular function: phosphatidylinositol-3-phosphate binding. NCBI's taxonomy places the organism in Eukaryota, Fungi, Ascomycota, Dothideomycetes, Pleosporales, Pleosporaceae. The transcript is spliced from 4 exons.
GCGCUAACCACCUUUACACGCCCGGGCAGCCUGCAUUCUCACUAUACGGCACUAAUCUUUUUCUGCGUCUUCACACAGCUACUCUGCACCUCCCGACGCCAAAGGUACCACGGCCUGGAAAGCACAGAGACUUGGCAGGCACAACUCAGCGCAGCCGUGCGGACAGAGGGAGGCAAGGCGACGGGCGCUCCACAUUCUCUGCUCGGGCUCUCCAGUACCGCCGUCGACCACUUAUGGAGGCCCUUCGCUCCCAGCGAUAGGCGCUCGGGGUGCCUCCAGUCCACAAGUCCGGCAACUCCACCGCCAGCCUCCCCCAAACCAUGGCCUUCUUCUCCGGACUCUCGAGCUCUAUCGGCCGGAAGCUUCUCCUCUACGGCCUGCGACAAAUCGACAUCCUCGACAAGGAUCCCGCCGACUUUGUGAGCGUUGACGUGGGGAAGCGCACGACGCUCGAGGUCCGUGAUGUCGGGCUGCAUAUCAAGAAACUCAUAGCACUAUUGCACCUCAAGCUCCCCCAAGAAAUUCAUCUGUCACAGGCGCGAGCCUCCCUACUCCGCGUGACCUUCGUCCUCGACUUCGGCGUACCCCAGAUCUCGAUCGAGGUGGAUGGCAUACAAAUACAAGCUAGAUUGGUCGAGGACGAUGGAGAGGCUGCAGCGUCUCGCUCCGCCCUACAGCCGGCUCCAUCACAGCCCUCGCCACCCCGUCGACUCGCGUCGCCCCCACCCAGCCGAGAUGAUCUGAGCGACCCUGGCUCCGACGACGACGAUGAGCAUGUGCCAACGGUGGACGAGCUCGCCAGGUCGUUCAUGCGGACGGAGCCUGCAGACGAGAUACGCGAGCUGCAAGAAGAGCUGGCAUCUCAGUCACCAUAUAUGCAAGAGUCGAUGGCCUCGAGUGAUGAUGGCGAGGAUGGCGCUGCGGGUAUGGGGGCUCCACUGGCACUUCCGGUAUAUCUGCGAAACAUUCUCAACACCGCCCUGGAUCGCCUCACCAUCACAGUGAAGGAUAUCAAUGUCGAAGUGGAGGACCAAACUUCAGCCGAUGGCCCAGAUUCAUCGAGGACGACCCAAAGCUCACCCACCUCGCUCAGCUUCCAUGUAGAACGGAUUGCCCUUGACUCGAUAACCUCCAAGGAUGUGCGUGUAGAUGUGAGCUCACCAACGCCAGUCGAUGCAGCGAAGCUAGGUAAGAGGAGAAUGAAAGUGGAAAACAUCUGCGCACGUCUUGUGUCUGAUGUCGAAAACUUUGUCUCUUUAUCGAGGUUUUCGCAGCCGCCUUCGCCAGUCAUGACUCGAUCAGAAGUUUCAACUAGCCAAAAGGCCACAAGCGAACCGUCGGCAAGUCAUAUGUCAAGCCAUUCUAUACGUGAAGAAGAGAUAGAACCAUCAGAACCCGCUCCUCCAGAGCCAUCAGAACUACCCGAACUACCAAAAUCACCAGAACCACAGGAACUGCCAGAAGCACCGGUUGUUGAAAGGCUGCCUAGCCCAAUCAACUCGCCCCCGCAAGCACCCGCGAGUCCGCGCGAAGGAUUUGUUUCGCCACUCUCACCCCCAUCGCCUGAGCAGCACCUGCUAGAGCAGCACCCGCUAGACCUAUCUGUGCAUACUGUAGACGAUGAUCGGUUUGCAGACGCGACCUCGGACGAUGGACCAGAUGAUCGCUCGGUAGAUGGCUCACUUGGUCAUUCUCGCCAAUUUCUACCCACUCAUGAUCUAGGUGGGAGCAACAUGUUCUAUGAUGAAGAAGGCUUGAUUGAUUAUGCAAUACAAAAUAACAUGCUCGACUCCCGGUUCGGAGAUCUGCCUAUGAUCGAACCCACAGAAGAAGGUCCGGAUACCUGGGGGCUGCAUGGUGCUACUUCAAGUCAACACACUCGAACAUCGGAACCCGCUAGUGAAGCCUCAACCUCGGAUCUUCCCACUGUGUCCGCCUUGGGACGCUCGUUUCAUCCUCCAAGCGCCACUGCUUCGCCGUCCGAAUCAAGACACUCUGAGAGAAGCCAGGGCCUUGCUGACAGUCUAGGUGCAGCGCAUCAGCACCCGGUUGAGAAUGUAGCAAGCCCCGCCAAUAGCACACAUCAACUUCCGGAAUCACCACCCCCAGAGGAAGAUUUGUCCGAAUCAAAGUUUUUCACUCAUGAUGAGGCGGAGAGCAUGUACAUGAGCGCCAUAAGUGGGGCGCAAGGCAGCUCCAUGCAGGCAGGGCAUAUUCCUGGGGGUUGGGCUUCCUCUUCAGGUUCAAGCAGAGACUCUACUUCAGACAAAUCCGAGCCGAUACCCGAAGAAGUGAUUUCUGCUAGCAUCUUAGCACCAGCACCAGCACCAGCACCAGCACCAGCACCAGCACCAGCACCAGCACCAAUGCCAGUACUAGCAUCAGCACCAGCAUCAGCACCAGUAACAGAGGUUGAAGAUGGCUACGAUACCCCGCGCCCACAAAGCAGGCAGAGCUCAGUAUCAUCUUCGCAAUCUGCACGCGCGCAAACCCCAACUCCGGCUCCACCAGCCUUUCAGAAACAAGCAAGGCGGCUGCUUACAAUCGACGAGAUUACCGUUUGGUUUCCCAUGGGCCUUGAUGAUGGACAAAGCGAAGAGCAGGGUGAUGGGGAUGGCGAUGAAGAUGUUACCGGGGCCCCGGCCUUUGAGUUCAAGCAGCCUAAUUUGGGAGAAGAUUCGAUAUUUGCGGAGAUGCCUGGGUCAUUUUCCAACUACGCGUACUCUUCGUCGCACCGAAAGAAGCCAUCCCUAGACGCAUCCAUUCGGGCACGAACUGCUUCAAAACCAGCACAAAUACCCAGCCGUCCAAAACAGCCUAAGAAAGCAAAUCAGCCCUCCAUCACCGUUGAAGUAGGCUCAAUAGCAGGGCAUAUGGAUGUGUCUACCGGUCGCGUCAUGUUUGGAAUGUUCAAUCGGAUGAUGCAAGCCCUCACUGGCGAUUCGGGUCAACAAGAAGACAAAUCGUCCGUACCAGAACCCACUGGAAACUCAAAGGAACCUUCUCCUGACUUUGACUUGACCGUCAAGCAAAUUGCCUUCUCAUGGCUAGAGAACAUUGCGACUGAAUCCAUGCAAGAGGGAUAUGUUCCGAGCUGGCAACUUGAACCCAAUCCGGUCGAGGCCAUAUUAAGAGUCAAUCUUUCAAAGAUUAGCAUCAACCAACGGAGCGCCGUACAAGAGUCGCAGACUCAGAUUCGCAUUGGGAAGUUUGUCCUCGCAUCCUUGGACCAGGACAUCAUCUCCUUCCAAGGUUCGCGGUCAAGAUCCAAACGAUUGAGUGGCACUUCGGCAGAACAACUUAGCAGUGAUGUGGAAAUUGACUACAUGCGAGGGAAAGAUGAUCGCAUUACAGUCGUAACGCGUCCUGUCAAAAUUAUGUUUGAUGUGCAGAAGUUGGACGACGCGCUUGGCGCAUUUGGUGGGUUCAGUGGCAUGCUAGAAUUGAGCAAUUCUUUCAGCUCUGCUAGCACAUUACAAAGUCCUGUCCUAUCUCCAUCGCGCCCUCGGCCCCGUGGUGUGCAUUUUGGCAACGGGCUUGAGCCUCCAGCCAAAGCGUCCGUGUCGCCUGCCCCACCUACGCCGGCCGUCAAGAGCCCCAAGAUCCAAGUACAGUUUGGCGAAGUUUCUUUCACUCUCAAAGGGAAAGCAUGUUCUGUGAAGCUACAAACGACAUCGGUUCGCAUUGCUGUGCGCCAAAGCAAUGUUCGCCUCAAAGUUUCGGAACUUCAGCUCAUAGGGCCCUACAUUGAAGGUGGCCAGGACAAUCCGCCCUUCAUCGCGGAAUUGAAAGGAACCACGCUCAACUUUCUCUUUGCGCCUGAGGAGACAGACUUGACAAGGCUCAUCUCCAUGAUAACGCCAUCGAAGGAUCCGUACGAAAACGACGACGAUAUCCUGAUUGAGACCCUCCUGCGUCAACGGAGAAAGGGCUCUGUCCUGAGGGUUGAAUUCGCUGAAAUUAGAGUUCGCGUGUCUGACUUGCAGCAGAUGAAGACGUUUGAAGCUCUUGGUGCAGAGUUGUCGCGAUUAUCGAAAGUAGCCAAGUACUUACCGGAUGACGAUCGACCUGGUUUGCUCAGUUUGGUGUCGGUCAGAACACUAGACGUUCGAGUAGUCGUAAACGAAAAGCUUGGAGAUGUUUCAAUCACCCUACAAGACUCGGCUGUGGCUCACGUAGGCGUUCCGGCUUUGCUGGCUACGGAAAUCGGCAAGACAAUUGUUUGUCGGGAUGACGAGGUGCUUGUUCACGAGGUCGUAAAGUUGCGUCCAUCAGAGCAGCUACCUGCGAUCAUGCUAAGGAUGGUUGGCGAUGAGAUGGAGCCCGUGGCGAAAGCGAAAUUUUUCAAUAUCUGCGUCGAAUACCGAGUCACGACCGUCAUGGCGGCACUGGGGAUUUCGGAAGAUGGAACCGUUGAUGACAUUGCUUUGGGCAUUGCGUCAAGUGUCGCGACCAUUACAGGUGCAUCCUCGCCUCAGACACUUAGCCGGCAGUCUUCCGAAGUGAAUUCGCCAUCAUUGCCAGCUGCUAAGCCGCUGCAGAUCGAUCUUCUAAUGAGAAACUGCGCGAUUGGACUGAAUCCCCGGAAAACUUCAUCGAAAGGGCUUUUUGUGCUCACAGAAGCGCACAUUGCAGGCAAGCAGGCGAAAAACAACUACUCAAUCACUGUAGAGCUCCGCAAAGCCUCUAUGCAUGCGAUCGAUGAUGUAGCCCGCUUGGAAGAUGAACGUCAGCCGCCGUCACCAAGUAUGAUGACGAAUCGUCAACUCCAUGAACUCGGCGAGCUGGGAUAUGUGUCCCUGAGUUCGAUUUCGGCCGCCAAAGUGUACGUCAACAUCGUAGAUGACGGGCCAGACCAGCCACAGUUGGUGGAGAUUGAAUUCAAGAACGAACUUUUCGUCAUAGAGUCGUGUGCAGACUCCACGCAGACCCUUAUAGCUAUCCUGAACGGACUCCAGCCGCCUUCACCACCCUCUACGGCAGAGCAGUACCGGACCGUUGUGCCUCUACAGCAGAUGAUGGAAUCUUUCACUGGCGAUGCUUUGAUACAGGACGAUGCAGAAGCUGAUGAUUUCAUGAGCAACGCGGAUCUUGUGGAAGACGAUCUCCCAACUAACCUCGAAUUUGUCGGAAGCAUCUACAACUCCCAGUCUCUGCCAACCGAGGAAGAAAUGGGCGACAGUCUGCUCGGUGAGGAUGAUCUAGGCAUGCUGGCAACACCACCCGUCACUCGCCAACGUGGCGACCGAGCACUGCUAGAAAGUUUCCAAGAGAAAUACGAGAUUACACAGGGCGAGGAGGACUUUGACUUUAGCGAAGAGUAUUUCAGGGACGCAGACGCGGUGCAAAAGGGCAAAGCGCGAAAGUGGGACUCCACCAAGAACCAGUACCAUCUCUCGAACGAGUUCAAGGUUCCAGAUGCACCGCUCAAGGUUCGCGUUCGCGAUGUCAAUGUAAUCUGGAACCUCUUUGAUGGGUACGACUGGCCACGAACGCGCAGCGUUAUUAGCCAAGCCGUAGACGACGUCGAAGCUCGUGCCGAGGAGCGACGACGCAGAGCCAGGGAGGAAGAUGAGGAUGACGACUUUGUCGAAGAAGACUUCUUGUUCAACUCUGUAUGGAUCGGUGUCCCAGUCAAAGACGAGAAGGGUGCACUCGCUCGGCGUAUCAAUCACGACAUCGAUGACCUGGCUAGCGAGACGGGCAGCUAUGCCACGACGGCAACGAGAUCCACAGGAGCGACUAGUCGACCGCGCAGCACGACAAAGUCUAGACGUCGACUCAAGCUUGAGCGAAGCAAGCACAAGAAGGUUGCAUUUUCCCUCAUGGGUGUUGCAGUCGACCUCAUUGUCUUCCCGCCGAACUCAGGAGAGACAAUUAACUCCAUCAACGUCCGCGUACAAGACCUCGAGGUUUUCGACCACGUUCCUACGUCAACAUGGAAGAAGUUUGUCACUUGCGCCAUUGAUCCAAAUAUGCGGGAGCUCACUCGCCCAAUGAUCAACCUCGAACUCGUGACGGUCAAGCCAGUCACGGACUUGGCUGCAUCCGAGCUCGUCAUAAGGGUCAGCGUACUGCCGCUUCGCCUGCAUGUCGACCAAGAUGCACUGGAUUUCAUCACCCGCUUCUUCGAGUUUAAAGAUGACUCUGUGCCAGCUAGUCCUCCAGCUAGCGAUCAGCCAUUCAUUCAACGUCUUGAAGUCAUGGCAGUCCAUAUGAAGCUCGAUUACAAGCCAAAGCGUGUCGACUAUCGCGGUCUCCGUUCGGGCCACACGACCGAGUUCAUGAACUUCUUGAUCUUAGAUGGCUCUGAUAUUGUCCUGCGGCACGCAAUUGUUUAUGGCAUCACUUCUUUUGACAAGUUGCACAAGACACUAAACGAUGUCUGGAUGCCUGACGUCAAAGACAAUCAGCUCCCGGGUGUUCUUUCUGGACUGGCGGCCGUGCGACCUCUCGUGAAUGUCGGCUCCGGGCUCAAAGAUCUUGUGGUUGUACCAAUGCGCGAGUACAAGAAGGAUGGGCGCAUCGUUCGCAGUUUGCAAAAGGGCGUCUACGCUUUUGCCAAAAACACAACCUCUGAGGUAGCACGUUUGGGUGCCAAGGUCGCGAUCGGCACCCAGAAUCUGCUUGAAGGCGCAGAAGUCUUUCUCAAUCCGCAAACCGCUACACCUAGUCGCCAGGCGCACGACUGGGAUGGAGAGGACCCAAGUUCGGAUUCUGAAGAGCCGCGCGCAGUAUCGAAUUACGCCAAUCAACCGAUCGGUGUGCGCGCCGGUCUACGGAGCGCGGCUCGACACCUUGAGCGUGACUUGCUGACUGCACGCGACGCGGUAAUAGCCAUACCUGCGGAGGUCAUGGAAGAAGGCAGCGGCACGGGAGUAGCAAGAGCUCUUGCUAGACAUGCACCUACUGUUGUACUACGGCCUGCACUCGGUGCGACAAAAGCGCUGAGCAACGCAUUGCUCGGUGUAGGAAACGCACUCGAUGCCAGUUCGAGACGCAAAAUUGAAGACAAAUACAAAUCAUACUAGACCUUUGGCAGGAGCCAAAUACCACCAACUUCGAACCAUUGCGCGUUUCCUUCUUGAUCAUGUCAGUUAUGGAGGUUUUUCCAAUUUCGUGUUUUUUACUUGGGCUGUUAGAUUGCGUGCAUAGCGACGGACGACGGAGUUUUAGGCUGGCUGGCUGGAUGGAUGGAAGGGGCGUCCUUUCUUCAAAUGCUGCUUUGACUUCUUUCUUGCUUUCUUUCUCUCCUUCUUUUCUUUCGUUUCACGUCUCCCACCGACAUAGAAAUAGUGGUUUUCAGUGGUUUUUUUGCAUGUUUUCCUUUUGUGUGUUACUUGCCGGAGCUUUAUUCAUUCCUUUUUUUUUCUCUUUCUUCUUCUUCUCUCUUUCACUUCAAGAUAUCCC